Anopheles marshallii is the source of this 1362-nucleotide messenger RNA. RefSeq names its product protein prenyltransferase alpha subunit repeat-containing protein 1 (gene temp). Bases 1 to 1362 code for a protein of 453 amino acids. Gene Ontology annotation, biological process: protein prenylation. Gene Ontology annotation, molecular function: protein prenyltransferase activity. The transcript is spliced from 3 exons. Lineage: Eukaryota; Metazoa; Arthropoda; Insecta; Diptera; Culicidae. Gene Ontology annotation, cellular component: cytoplasm. The record is from RefSeq and is a predicted model, not a curated record.
AUGGGACAGGAUGAUGAGGAUACCGCUUUCAGCGAGAAGAUUAUCAACGAGAUCGAUAGCGUGUUCAUGCGUGAUCCGGAAUUAGUUGGAUUUGAAAUCAUACCGAUGCCACUGAAUCAAAACAAAUCGCCGGUGAUACAUGUGGAGCAUAAUCUGGGAUUACAAUCGUGGUGCAUCGAGUGUGUGUACACCUAUUCGCAUCGUUUGAUAUUGCAAUAUGGCAACGAGUGCCUAUCCUCAAAUACACUUCCGGCUGGUUGCGGGUUAGUCGCUUGGAACGUGUCCGACAAGGGCAAACUCAGCACGGUAGCAAGUGGUCCCGGUCCCGGCAGCAAUGCUAGCAAUGGUACGAAUGUUCCCAUCAUCAAGUACCUAAACUGUGCAAUACUGAUUAACCCGGAUGUGGCCACGUUUUGGAAUCUGCGACGGCAGCUGUUUGCGAAAAAUCGCUUGGACAUUGCCAAGGAGUUCCAUUUCUCGGCCCUUGUGCUUAGCAAAAAACCCAAAUCAAAUGAAGCGUUCGCUUACAGGCGAUGGUUGUACCUGUUUCAGAGUACCGACGCCAUCGAUUGGGCGUUCGAGAUAAGCUUGUGCGAAAAAUGUGCGGACAAGAGCAAUACCAACUAUCACGCCUGGUGCCACCGGCAGUGGGUGCUCGUGCAGGCACCCGACCUCCUCAAGUACGAGGUCUACAAGACGGAAAAGUUUAUCCGCAAGCACAUCCACGACUACAGCUGCUACAACCACCGGCAGUUUGUGCUGGCGAAGAUGUUCGAAACGUGCUGCUACGACAAGGAGGACGACGGUUCCGAGGAUAUUGCGGAAACUGCCGGCGAUGGCAGUUUGCAGACUGCUGGACGCAGCCGCAAAUAUAACGCUCUCUGCACGCUGAUCGAGGCGCUAACCGGUGGGGGAGCUGUUCCGUCGCCCACGGACGAAACCACGGUGAACAAUCUCCUGCGCUACCUGCUACCUGCCAUUACCAAAGAGCACGAACUGAACCAACACCGUGUGCAAACCUUCCUGUACUGCUUGAAUCUGGCCGCACACGAUCUGCGUCUGUGUGACGAGCUGAGCACCCUGCACAGCGUUUCCCAAGCGCUCGAAAACCAUCGGAAGUUUAUGGUGAAAUUUCUUGUCGAUCGGCUACGGGUUGGGUCGGGCUGGCUGCUGAACACAUCGGGCGCCAUCUACGCCAACCCGGGCGGAUGCCAACAACCACUGUCGAAAGUAACGCGCCUCGACGAGGAUGCGUGCGAGUUUCUGCAGGCGCUGAAAGUGCACGAACUCCGCCGAACGCACGGCAAUCCCCGGCACGGUCAAUGGUGCAAAAUGUUUCUCGGAAUUGUGCCGGAGCAGUAA